AAAGCUGCUGGGUGAGUCGACAUGAUGGUGGACUGCUUUUAUAAGCCACUUUUACAGGACGACGGCGAUGGACAGGUAGAUGUUUUUGUCUGACUGCGCUCUAUUUGUGUUGUGGGGUUGCCAAGGGAUGCCGUAUUCAAGGAUCAUAAUCAUAUACUGAAAAAAGGCUGGAUAAAGACGUGAAAACAGUUAGUUUGGGAUCAUUUCUGAAAGCAUGGCAAUGUCCCUAACCCAAGCCUGCCGGAGUCUUGCCCUGUCUACAUGGCUGCUGUCGUUUUGCUUCGUGCAUUUGCUGUGUCUGGACUUCACAGUGGCAGAGAAGGAGGAAUGGUACACUGCCUUUGUCAACAUCACUUACCUGGAUCCAGUCACAUCUGAGAUGAAGACAGACAAGAGUGAAUGUGGCAGAUAUGGGGAGCACUCUCCUAAAAGAGAUGCCAGGGGCUUUGUGUUUAUGCCAUCUCUUCUGCAGGACAGACAGGUGUGUGACAGUAACACUAAAUUCCCUCUUCCCCAUCCCAACAUCCCAUGGAUAGCACUGAUAGCCAGAGGAAACUGCACCUACAGGGAGAAGAUCAGACAUGCUGCUGCUCUCAAUGCAUCCGCUGUGGUCAUCUUCAAUGUGGGCUCCAGCAACUCCAAUGAGACCAUUACUAUGCCACAUCACGGUACUGGCGAUGUGGUGGCUAUCAUGAUUCCCGAGCCCAAAGGUCGUGAGAUCAUGGCCCUGCUGGAGAAGAACAUAACCGUGGCCAUGCACAUCACCAUCGGCACGCGCAACCUGCAGAAAUACGUCAGCCGCACUUCUGUGGUGUUCGUCUCCAUCUCCUUCAUCGUCCUGAUGAUCAUCUCUCUGGCCUGGCUGGUCUUCUACUACAUCCAGCGCUUCCGCUACGCAAACGCACGAGACCGCAACCAGAGAAGAUUGGGCGACGCUGCAAAAAAGGCCAUAAGCAAGUUACAAGUACGGACCAUCAGGAAGGGUGACAAGGAAAUCGAGUCGGACUUUGAUAACUGCGCAGUGUGCAUCGAAGACUACAAACCUAAUGAUGUUGUCAGGAUACUGCCGUGUUGUCAUGUCUUCCAUAAGAACUGUGUGGACCCUUGGCUACAGGACCACAGAACCUGUCCCAUGUGCAAAAUGAACAUCCUUAAGGCGCUGGGCAUCCCGCCCAAUACAGACUGUUCUGAUGACAUCCCUCCUGAUUAUGAGAUGUCCGUCAGCGGGCCGCCCACCAACCCUGUGACAGGGGCUAGUGAGGUCUCAGUGGGCGAGAGCUUGGCGGUCCUGGACCCAGCUGUCAGAACGAUAGGCCUGUCACACAUUUACCACGAGAUGGACGCCUUCCCGCAGGUUGGAGAGAGCCACCACAUCGCCAGCAGUGAGCACCAGCCCUCCAUGAGCGCAGAUUCAGACACCUCACUCAUCAUGCCAGUGGAGCUCGUCCUGUCCGACGUUGAACUGCAGUCCAAUCCAGAACAGGACGAGGUGAAGUCCUGAAGUGCCAUAAACAGAGCAGGAAUGAAAGA
Sinocyclocheilus grahami is the source of this 1530-nucleotide messenger RNA. RefSeq names its product ring finger protein 150a (gene rnf150a). NCBI's taxonomy places the organism in Eukaryota, Metazoa, Chordata, Actinopteri, Cypriniformes, Cyprinidae. The coding region runs from base 215 to 1501 and encodes 428 amino acids. The record is from RefSeq and is a predicted model, not a curated record. The transcript is spliced from 7 exons.